Messenger RNA from Dryobates pubescens (Downy woodpecker), 3472 nucleotides. It is a transcript of the gene NSUN7, whose product is annotated as NOP2/Sun RNA methyltransferase family member 7. NCBI's taxonomy places the organism in Eukaryota, Metazoa, Chordata, Aves, Piciformes, Picidae. The coding region runs from base 1 to 2067 and encodes 688 amino acids. Gene Ontology annotation, molecular function: methyltransferase activity. The record is from RefSeq and is a predicted model, not a curated record. The transcript has 13 exons.
AUGCCAGAUUCUAAAAGUGACUUGGUGUCUUUACAUGAGCAUGUUAUAAAUGAUACUUCAGAGUUGAGUGAAGUGAGAAUUUCAGAUGAGAAAGGAUCUGUUGAAAGAAGAAGAAUGACUGUGAUUGAGAAGAAUGGCUAUCACGACUCAGUGUACAUCAGUGCAGCUCAGAUUUUUCAAGGCAUUCAUACUGAAAAGCGUAGGGAUAGAGCCUUGGUGCGGUACGGUGGUGACUCAGUGUCUCCCAUGGUGACUCUUCAGGAUGAGCAUUCCCAGCGUGCAGCUUAUGAACUGGCUUUUAGUGCUCUAAAAUAUCAAGAUCUUCUGGAAGAAAUAUUGUUGGAUAGUUGUGUUUACCCGUGCCCAUCAAUACCGGAUGAAUUAACCUGCUUGCUUGUCGUGAUGCUUUAUGACCUACAAGACCGCAAGUUUGAGCCACGAAAGGGUUUUAAUGGAGAAGCACCUGUAGCAGAAGUUCAGGAAGUAGAGCAUUAUUUGUACAGUUUCAGGACCAAAUUGGCAGCUGCUCUAGCAAGAUGUCGCAUCAAAAACGAUGCUCUUUCAAUUGAGCACAUUCUACCAGAAGCCAUUCAGAAGCAGCAACAAAGGGCUUCUGCUUUACCUUUAUGUGUUUGGGUAAACACAUUGAAAAUCAGCCUUCAAGAUGCUUUCAGAGAUCUGAAGGAUGAGGGAUUCACAAGAGUUCAAUCUGUGGCAGACUUGGACCAUGACACUUACUGUGUGGACCAGCAUUGCCAUGAUGUAUUGUUUUUCCCUUCCUCUCUUAAAGAAAAGCUGCUGAAUUCAGACCUUUAUGCAGAUUGCAAACUCCUGCUGCAGGACAAGUCUCGCAGCCUUGCUGUGCACUCUGUGCAGGCACAGCUGGGGACAGAAGAUGAUGUCGUAGUGGCUCACGUGGGUUCCCAUCUCACCAUUGCUCAUCUCUCAGCACUGACAGCUCAGAGCACAUCCAGGAUUUUUGUCUGUGGUGUAGAAUCGUCAGCAAAAGCAGAUGAACUGAGGAACUUACUCAGUCACAUGGGAUGUCAAAAUAUUCAGUUGCUGCAUGAAGACUUCACUAAGAUUGAACCAACAGACCCGAGACUUGAAAAGGCAAAAGUCAUUUUGCUGCUCCCACAGUGCUCUGGGCUGGGUGUUGGCAAUCCAAUAGACUUUAUUUUAAAUGAAUGUGGAGAUGCAGGAUUGCUGAGAGACAUCUUCCGAGGAUCAGUGUCUGAGGACAGACUGCGUGUCCUGGCUGAGGGGCAGCUGAACGAGCUCAGGCACGCGCUGCGGUUUAAAGUACAAGCUGUUGUUUACUGUACUUGCUCGGUUUACCCAGAAGAAAAUGAACUAGUGGUGAAAAAGGCACUGGAAUCUGCAGUGGAAGGAAGGAAAAUACAGACAUACAGGCUUAUUCCUCCUGUUUUUUCUCCUUGCUCUGAUGCGGAGGCUUCUACUGAAACCUUUUUCAAACUGGAGCCAUCAGAUGUUUCCAGUGGCUGUUUUUUAGCUGUUCUAGCAAUAGAGAAAGAGUCUUCUGAAAGCUUGUCUGACAUUUUGGCUCGUGCUGCAGCAAAAGGGCUGCUAGAUGGUUGUGUGGCCAAACCACAGAGAGAGAAGAAUGGAGCAGAGCCGAAGAUCACCCAGCUUCACCAGAAAACUGUCCUGGAAGCAAAGGCUGAGGCAUCUGUCUCUAAAGCAGUCAGUAAAGCAGAAGAGAAGGUGGUGAACCCAAGAGAGAGCAGUGCUCAGGUGAAGAAACCUAUCCAGCCCACCUCAGCCACAGGUGGUGUGCCAGCCGCGGGCAAGGCAGGCAAGAAGCAGGCACCCGUCCGGAAGGCGCGGGCGGAGCGCAAGAGGCUUGUGCUGAAGCCUGUGGACAUCGCUUUGCCUCUGGUGAUAACACCACCUGCAGCUCUGCCCCGAAACAAAGCCAGGACGAGGAUUCAGCAGCGCUUGCGUUGCUGGGCUGCAGCAAAAGGCUCCAGUGGUGCAACACUUGCACAGCGUCUGUCUAAAGUGGUCAGACCAGCUGUGGCAAGCCAUCCUCGGCCCUGGCAGUGAGGCUCUUCCAUUUCUGCCUUGCCUUUGUGCACAGAACAGAGCUGUGUCUGAUGCCAGAACGUCUGGGAUACAUGCACACUACGCCUCAUGCUGUCCCAUAAUUGGCCUCAUCUUACCUUCAGGAGUUUGCACCUUUGAAAGGCUUUGGAGGCUGAACCCGUGAGAAUCUGGAUGUCCUACCAAAAUACCAGAGCUGGUGGUGAAGAAGUUGGUUCUGCAGGUCAGCAGCUCACUUUGCAAGCAGGAACAUCUCCUGGUGGCAACCUCUGGGACUGACUUGGGCUUGCUUGUAGGUAGAGAAAGCCUGCAUGCUCCGUUGAACACUCAGUAACUUUUGACAGUAAAGCUGUGCUUUGGUCACUCAUUUGCUGAAAUCCCAUUAGGUAUUGGUGAUUUUAAACCAGACCCUGGUGAUUCAGCUCUCCAGGUACAAAAAGUGUCCGCUGUCCUGCUGCUGCCUCUGAACCACCGGUGUGCUUUUCCCUCCCCUCAACCACAAUGUGGCACAAAAGAAGUGAUUUCCCCCUUUGAUGGACCAGUAACAAUUGAGACAAGCAUUUUAUGCAGCUAAAUUUAUUCUCAGAACAGAUUACAUUUAAAUGUGGAGAAGUGGUCAACAGCAGGGAAGACUCUUCCUGCGGGUGUCAGUCAGCUGCUUUGGGUACGACUGAACUCUGCUAACAAAGGCUGGGGGUGCGUGUGUUCCCUUCUUUCUCACUGCUGUUGGGAUAACUCAGACCUGCUUUGGCUGACUGUACAGCACAAGGUAUUCAUGGACCUGCCCAAGGAGGAGUGAGGGGGUUUGUGGUACUGCUGAAGGGCUGAGCCCCUACUGACAGUUGAAAUGAGAAAGUUCUAUUUUCUGUGGGUGAUUUAUUAAUCAUUUUAGACCCCUGGUUAAAUGAUCUCUGAAGUGCUUGAAGAAAUUAAAAGAGAUGUAGAAGUCCCAGUGGGGCAGAACUGGCGUAAGCUAUGAGAUACUCCAUGGUUUCCGUCGGGAAGGGGCCUGUUGUUUCCAUAGGCACAGGUGAGUGCACACAAAACAGGUGACACAUUUUUCUGAGGGUGGCUUUUCUGCCUUUCCAUGCCGUUUUUGUUACUCCUCUUUAACCACCCUGCAGGUGGCCCUUUUAUCUCUCCCACAUCCCCCUUGGCUCCCCUUCAAAUGAAAGAGUAAAUGGCUUCAAUCAAACCUACAGCCAGCACUGCAGAUUUCAAAAGAAAGGUUUUUAUCUCUCAGUCCUUGACUGUGACUAUAAAAUCUCCUUGCUUCUGCAAGGGAGGGUUGUUGAUGAGGGAGGUGGCUGAUGUGUGAUACUUACCUCUUAACUACCUAAAUGCAUUGGGGGGGAAAAAAAGAAAAUAAGAAAUUAGCUUUGCUUUACAUGGUUUGGUUUUGGUUUUU